Messenger RNA from Arabidopsis thaliana (thale cress), 1352 nucleotides. Its product is annotated as 2-oxoglutarate (2OG) and Fe(II)-dependent oxygenase superfamily protein. The transcript has 2 exons. NCBI's taxonomy places the organism in Eukaryota, Viridiplantae, Streptophyta, Magnoliopsida, Brassicales, Brassicaceae. The coding region runs from base 55 to 1170 and encodes 371 amino acids. The record is from RefSeq and is marked reviewed.
ACAUAUGUUUUCACAUAUACGCUCUGCCUCUUCCAAAGUCACAUCCAUCUUUCAAUGGCUUUCUCUUCAGCUCACCUCAACCACCACCAACCUUUGAUCAAGCACGGUGGAGCCACGGCGGCGCCUCCUCCGACCCCGUCAUGCUCACAUCUCAACACCACCAGCAAAUCGGAGACAGCAGUUGACGCUCUCUCCAGUCUUUUCCACCGUCUCCCUCCUUUGCUUUCACUCCCCAACCGUCGCUCCAUCCCUUCUCUUCCGAUGGUAUCUCUCUCCGCCGGAGAUAGACUUGAAUGGGACGAUCUUAUCUCCGCCGUGACUGAUUUCGGCUAUUUCCAACUCAUUAACGAUGACUCCGAUAUUCUUUUCCCUCCUGGGAUCGCUGAAGCAGCCGAGUCUGACUCACUCUCGCUCUUAGAGCUCAGUGAAGAGAAGAAGGAAUCAUCGUUUCCGAAGAAAUGGCCGCUAGGCUACGAAGCCGAUGCUGAAACGCCAUCGUUUUGCCUUGACGCCGACUGUUCAACCGACUCGAGCGAGUUAAAUCUGAGUUCGCUCCGUGAGUUCACUCGGACUCUAGAGAAAGUUGGACUGAAGACGGUAGAGAUGCUGGCGAAUGCACUUGGGUUUGGAUAUGAUUCAACCCGGUUUAAUACUCUGAUGUGGGUUAACCAAGGUGUUCCUGAUGAUGAACCGGAGGUAACCAACGGAUUUUAUCCUUUUGUUGUUUGUUUACAGUAUCAGAUAAGGGAACAGAAGUAUUGUUUGCUAACCGAGUCUGGUUGGGUGUCCGUUUUACCCCGAGUUGACUCGGUUCUUGUGACGUUGGGUGACAUUGCUCAGGUUUGGAGAAAUGGAGAGGUCAAAAGAGUGAAAUAUCGACCAGUGUUGUGUUCAGGACAAAAAGAUGGUCCAGUAAAGUGUGUAACAAUGACAUUGAUGCUUACACUUCCCAUGGACAGUAUGGUUUCAUCAUUGAAGGAUAUGAUCAGUGACGGCGACAAAGAAGAAGAGUAUGCAGAGGAGGAGGAAGAAGAUGGAGGAGCAAGAAGUGAUGAGAGAAGGGCAUUUAGGCCUUUUAGUUUCAAGGAGUACGCAUGGAGAGUGUACCAAGAACGUCUCUUCUUCAGGGAUCCACUUGACAGAUACAGAAUCAAAUCUUUAAAAGAUUGACGAACCGAUGUUUGAUUUGUUUGUUUCUUUCUUGGGUUGAAUUGGUACUAUAGUUCUUGUUGUUACUUUUUUUCCCCCAUAAAAUCUUUUGAUUUUCAGCGGAUUGUUAGCAUUUUAGCAUUGAGAUAUUUUUGUUUUUGUUCGAUUCAGUUCAGAGAAUGUUCUAUUUUGAUAGUCACUCC